CCUGGCACCAUAGCGGGCCGCCCGUGGCACUCACCUGCCCCCUCCCACCACUGUUGGUGCCCUCUACCACAUCCUCUACCGGAGUCAGUCACGAGCACGUCGUGGUGGUGACCAGAGUGUAUCUUCGUCCCUUCACCAACACCCACAAGUAUGCCGAACCGCAACAAGGAACUAGAACUGGAGGUGAUGGCGUGGGUAGAGCAGGUGAUGGGGGAGAAGCUUCCUCCAGGUAACUUCGAGGAUGUGUUUAAGGACGGCGUCGUGUUGUGUAACCUCAUCAACAAGAUCCAACCCAACUCCGUCAAGAAGAUCCAGACCUCCGGUGGAUCCUUUAAGCUUAUGGAGAACAUACAGAGGUUCCAGGAGGCGAUCAAGAAGUACGGUGUCCCUCACGAGGAGAUCUUCCAGACUGCUGACCUGUUCGAGCGACGUAACAUUCAUCAAGUGGUUCUCUGUCUCUUCUCCCUUGGCCGCAUCACCCAGAAACACCCGGAGUACAAAGGACCAGCUCUGGGACCCAAGAUGGCCGACGAACAGAAGCGGGAAUGGGACGAGGAUCAGCAGAGGCAGUUGAGGGAGGGACAGAUCGGGCUCCAGAUGGGUCAGAACAAGGGCGCCACCCAGGCAGGUCAAGGCUCCAUGGGUAACACACGUCAUAUGUAGAUAGAUAGCAGUAACAGCGCCUCCCCCCUAAAAAUGUCCCGAGAGUAACGAGCAACAGCACCAAGCGGCCCCUUCUUCUUCUCGUUCUUCAGCAGCACCAAGAGGCCUUCUUCUCCUUCUUCAGCAGCGUCCAGUGUCCUCUUUAUUCUCUUCGUCAUCACCAGCAGUGUACAGGAUCCCUCUUACUUCAACUAUCGCUUGUGCAGCGUCUGGGUGUUGUGCGCUGAUGAAGGAACUUAAACAACUAACACGGAAAAAGGACGAGUUCAGCCUACUAUCGGGUUAUGUAGCUGUUCCUUGACAUUGAUAUCUUGUCUCUUUUAUGUCCAAAUAUGUAGAUGUUUCUUUACACGUGUUGAUGAGGACCUUGAACUUUUAAUCACCCGUUCCAUCAUGAGAAACUUCACAGACUAUACCAACAAUAAAGAUGAGCUUUUA
Homarus americanus (American lobster) is the source of this 1101-nucleotide messenger RNA. Its product is annotated as muscle-specific protein 20-like. The transcript is spliced from 4 exons. Gene Ontology annotation, biological process: actomyosin structure organization. Lineage: Eukaryota; Metazoa; Arthropoda; Malacostraca; Decapoda; Nephropidae. The record is from RefSeq and is a predicted model, not a curated record. Gene Ontology annotation, molecular function: actin binding. The coding region runs from base 151 to 663 and encodes 170 amino acids.